AUGGAUUACGAUGUUUGCGCUAGCAAAUUGCUGAGAUCAGCUGUAAAACGCGAUGCAGAAGGGUAUCUUGCGUACGAGGAAAUCGCGGAUGUUGCGGCCCACCGGAAAGCGGAAGAUGCACAGGUCGAGCAGGAUGAUGGCGACGAUGAUGGCAACGAUGACGGCGGCGAUGGUUUCGGGGCUUGA
This is a messenger RNA of Babesia bigemina, 186 nucleotides long. RefSeq lists its product as hypothetical. Bases 1 to 186 code for a protein of 61 amino acids. The record is from RefSeq and is a predicted model, not a curated record. The transcript has a single exon. Lineage: Eukaryota; Apicomplexa; Aconoidasida; Piroplasmida; Babesiidae.